AUGACGAUGAGAUGUCUUUGUCUUUCAGCAGUGGCGGCGUUGGUUCUUGCCGGCAAGACUAGUGCCUUUGUACCACUUGCUACCAGCAGUAGUUUAUCUCAAGGGAAGAUUCUACCAUCCAAUUCAGCUCUUCAAGAAGGCUCAGAAGGCUCAGAAUCAGAAGAUAAGGAAAAGACUGAAGUAACACCAAUAAUUCUGGAUGCGUUUCCAGAAGCAGCAGAUCCCCUGUAUCCCAGUACGGGUCCCAUUGGUGAGGGUGAUUUUGUGAUUAGUCGAGAAGGAGGUCCCACCAGGGAAGAAUUGGCCAAUGAGAAUAUUCUGCGCAUUGUCAAGAGCGAAUGCACGGAUUUGGAAGUCAACACUCUUGUAUGGAAGGGACUGGGAUAUCGAUUCAAUACACUCUCGUCAGAGUGGGAAUCCACGGAAUGCUUCCCCAAAUGGAAAGAAAAAUAUCCCACACCUCCCGAUCUCAUUGGCAUGCAACGCAUGUAUUCUAGAGAAAUUGAUCAAAUCAGUCUACGAUCCAAUCAGGCAUUGGUCAAAUCUGUACCGGUAGACAAUAAACAAAGUCUCAAGGAACACAUGAAACCAUUGGGGUGGAAGGGAUUUCAGUACAAGGAACUGACGCCCAAUUUGACUCGCAGGGCACAAUGUGCCAAUUGGUUGGUCUUUUAUAGAGAGGAACUAUUCGGAUACACCAUUGAAGAACUUCGAGAAAAACGACAAAAGAAAAAGGAAGCAGAGCAAGCCAAAAAGAUGGCGGAAGGAACCCAGGAUGAAUGGUCACCGCCGGUCAAGGAGGUAUACUAAUUACCGGUAGACUACUAUACU
This is a messenger RNA of Seminavis robusta, 831 nucleotides long. The record is from the annotation of a GenBank genome assembly. Lineage: Eukaryota; Bacillariophyta; Bacillariophyceae; Naviculales; Naviculaceae.